CCUGGCCGCAGCGCGCUCCGCUCCCCGCAUCCCGGAAGUGAAGGCGCCGCUCACUUCUGGCUGCGGCCGCCGCUCGGAGGAGACUUGGGCGCCCCUCCCCCCGCAGGAGUCUCAGCAGGCCCCUCCGGCGCCGCCAUGGCGGAGAACGACGUGGAUAACGAGCUGCUGGAUUAUGAGGAUGACGAGGUGGAGAACCAGGCGGCCGGCGACGGGGUGGACGUGCCCCCCAAGAAGGACGUCAAGGGGUCCUACGUCUCCAUCCACAGCUCCGGCUUCCGGGACUUUCUGCUGAAACCCGAACUCCUCCGGGCCAUCGUCGACUGCGGCUUCGAGCACCCCUCGGAAGUGCAGCACGAGUGCAUCCCGCAGGCCAUCCUGGGCAUGGACGUGCUGUGCCAGGCCAAGUCGGGCAUGGGCAAGACGGCCGUGUUCGUGCUGGCCACGCUGCAGCAGCUGGAGCCCGUCACGGGGCAGGUGUCGGUGCUGGUGAUGUGCCACACGCGGGAGCUGGCGUUCCAGAUCAGCAAGGAGUACGAGCGCUUCUCCAAGUAUAUGCCCAGCGUCAAGGUGGCGGUGUUUUUCGGGGGCCUGUCCAUCAAGAAGGAUGAGGAGGUGCUGAAGAAGAAUUGCCCCCACAUCGUGGUGGGGACGCCGGGCCGGAUUCUGGCCCUGGCGCGCAACAAGAGCCUCAACCUCAAACACAUCAAGCACUUCAUCCUGGACGAGUGCGACAAGAUGCUGGAGCAGCUCGAUAUGCGCCGGGACGUCCAGGAGAUCUUCCGCAUGACCCCGCAUGAAAAGCAGGUCAUGAUGUUUAGCGCCACCCUGAGCAAGGAAAUCCGCCCCGUCUGCCGCAAAUUCAUGCAAGACCCCAUGGAGAUCUUCGUGGACGACGAGACGAAGCUGACGCUGCACGGCCUGCAGCAAUACUACGUCAAGCUGAAGGACAACGAGAAGAACCGCAAGCUCUUCGACCUGCUCGACGUGCUGGAGUUCAACCAGGUGGUGAUCUUCGUCAAGUCAGUGCAGCGCUGCAUCGCACUGGCCCAGCUGCUGGUGGAGCAGAACUUCCCGGCCAUCGCCAUCCACCGGGGCAUGCCCCAGGAGGAGAGGCUGUCCCGCUACCAGCAGUUCAAGGAUUUCCAGCGCCGGAUCCUGGUGGCCACCAACCUCUUCGGGCGGGGGAUGGACAUCGAGCGGGUCAACAUCGCCUUCAACUACGACAUGCCCGAGGACUCCGACACCUACCUGCACCGGGUGGCGCGCGCCGGGCGGUUCGGCACCAAGGGCCUGGCCAUCACCUUCGUGUCGGACGAGAACGACGCCAAGAUCCUGAACGACGUGCAGGAUCGCUUCGAGGUGAACAUCAGCGAGCUGCCCGAUGAGAUCGACAUCUCCUCCUACAUCGAGCAGACCCGAUAAGGGGCGUCCUCGACACUCCUCGUCCCGCGUCAUCCUUCUUUUGGUGGUUUUAAGCCCUCUCCCCCACCCCCCGUUUCAUUUCCACGCGACCCCGAGAGCCGA
Gopherus flavomarginatus (Mexican gopher tortoise) is the source of this 1524-nucleotide messenger RNA. RefSeq names its product DExD-box helicase 39B (gene DDX39B). Lineage: Eukaryota; Metazoa; Chordata; Testudines; Testudinidae. The record is from RefSeq and is a predicted model, not a curated record. The coding region runs from base 136 to 1422 and encodes 428 amino acids. Gene Ontology annotation, biological process: mRNA export from nucleus; mRNA splicing, via spliceosome. The transcript is spliced from 11 exons. Gene Ontology annotation, molecular function: ATP binding; RNA helicase activity; RNA binding.